CCAACUGAUCUCGACGUCUUUUUAGUCUUCGCGCUAAAUCUAGGGUUUCCAAAUCUGGGGCAAAUUUUUUGAUUUCUAAUGGAAUUUCCCCAAUCUUGGAGAUCGAAGGUAUCCUACAAGAACGCCACCAUACUCAUCUGCUGCUUGAAUCUCGUUGCCGUCUUCUUCCUUCUCCAUGGAUCCGAUCGAAGAAACGGCGGCCGAUCUCCGAGAUCCGAUCCGUCACAAGGUAGAUAUUUCUUGGAGGCAGAGGAAAUACGGCGUGCUAUGGAGCCCGUUGAAUUAAUCAAAAGAAUUAAAGAAAUUGGGCAAGAAGUCUAUAGUGAACCAGGGCCCGAGAUAAAACAAGCGCCGAAGCAGCAGACAGCUGCAGUUGAUCUUUCUAAAAGAUUAAAAGAUAGGGCGAUGAACGAUGACAAAAGCCAAAGAGCUCUUGAGGAAUGGCGUAUAAGAAAGAUGGAGCGAGCAAGACUACGAGAGACUGGGAUGGACGGAACUGUCAUAACUCAAACUUAGGGCUUUCUCAGCUCAAUGUUAUUGAUGUGGCUCUUUCUUGUCGUAUCUACCGGAAUAUGGUCAUGGAAAUUGUUUAGAGACUUGUAAGGUUGUAUGUAGGUCCGUUAAGUGUUGUAUAUACAUCAUUUGAUUAACGACAUUGCAUCUCAAGAGACUAAUCUUUAACCUUCUUUCAUUUCAAA
Molecule: messenger RNA, 698 nt
Organism: Asparagus officinalis (garden asparagus)
Lineage: Eukaryota; Viridiplantae; Streptophyta; Magnoliopsida; Asparagales; Asparagaceae
Exons: 4
Coding region: 79-516 (145 amino acids)
Source: RefSeq, a predicted model, not a curated record